Messenger RNA from Coccinella septempunctata (seven-spotted ladybird), 1467 nucleotides. RefSeq lists its product as uncharacterized. The transcript has 2 exons. Lineage: Eukaryota; Metazoa; Arthropoda; Insecta; Coleoptera; Coccinellidae. Bases 728 to 1447 code for a protein of 239 amino acids. The record is from RefSeq and is a predicted model, not a curated record.
GAGACGGCAAGGCCUGUGAAACCUUACAUCAUUAUUAGAACGUGCCUCAGAUAGAUAGACUUGAUCUUGAAAUAUCACGUAAUCGAUAUCUGUAUGUUUAUAACCAUUGUCAUUCAUAUUUAUCAAUUCAUGAUGUAUUAUAAACACAACCCGUAAACAAUGUAUAAAUAAUAUAUAGCAUUUGGCUAAGGAAGAUUCAUUCAGUGUGUGUAUUCAUUCAUUAUUGAAUUACAUCAUACAGUUGUCAAUUCUAUAGUCUGUGCUCCGUUCAACAUGUCUUAAGAAAUAAACACCUUAGAUGAGUCUGCCGAACAUUAUUCGUCAUCCCUCCACCGCAUAGACGAUUAGCCGAACCUACCCUAGUUGGGUACAUCACAUGGCGAUCCUGCCAGUCGUAUGCGGUUAGAGGUCCAUAUGGUUUUCACUGAGUAUUCGUAGCCAAGCCAAGAUGGGAUCGGGACAGUCCAAACAAGAGGAGGUUAUAAUUGCCCAAACUGGAAAUAGUGCAGCAGCGUCAUCGAUUGAGUCCAAGACCCCCUCUACACCGGAAAUCUUAGGGAUAAUCGCUUUCAUUGUAGUAUGUAUUGGAGUCAUCCUAUAUUUAUAUUGGAGAGUCAAGAAGGCGAUUGAAAAGAAGGUACAGCUGGAGGUCAGGAGAAGCCACCAGGACCUAGUGUAAAGGAAAAAUAUACCGUAAGAAUUUUUUCCUUGUUAUGUCUAAUUUUCCAUGGAAUUUGAUGAACUAUUUGCCGAGUUAAGUGGGGUGUCUCAAAAAUUCCUCGAAAAUAUCAGAAAGGAGCCGCGAGAACGUAGGGAACGGGCCGAUAGAGUCGAUAAAUUUCUCAAUGAACUAGUGCAGUUAGAAUAUAAAUUCAACAAGUUGAAUAAAACUGUCAAGUCGGAACCAAAUUUUCUCAAAGCAUUGAAUCCUCACCAAGCAAUCAUAGAAAAGUCACUGUCAGAAUCUAGAAAAUUGCUUCAAGAAAGGUCUAAAUUAAUUGAAGAUAAACAGCAUUCAGAAAAAUCAACAAUGACGGAAAAAUUUGACUUGAGGACAGCAUCCUCUUUAUUGCCAGCUAUUACUAAUGAAGAAGAGUCCGUAUUGCAAUUAAUUGAUGCCAUAGAGUUAUAUACCGAUAUGCUCGAUGAUCAAGGUAAAAAGUCUCUGAUCAAUUAUGUGCUAAAAAUCAAAUUGACUGCAAAUGCUAAAUUGAGGUUACGGAAAGAGUAUCAGAAAGUUGAAGAUUUGGUAAUAGAUAUGAAAAAAACCCUCAUAACAAAAAAGUCACCAACAGCUUUAUCAACUCAACUCCACAAUCUGAAACAAGAAAAUAAGACAAUAGAAGAUUUUGCUAAACUAGUUGAACAGUUGUCUCUCGAUUUAACGAUCGCUCAAGCAGAUAAUGCACCGCGGUCGCAAGUUCACCAAUCAUUCGAAAAACAAUAACAAAGGGUACUCGAAACAGC